This is a messenger RNA of Gasterosteus aculeatus aculeatus (three-spined stickleback), 1394 nucleotides long. The record is from RefSeq and is a predicted model, not a curated record. NCBI's taxonomy places the organism in Eukaryota, Metazoa, Chordata, Actinopteri, Perciformes, Gasterosteidae.
AUGUGGACCUUACUGUGUCUCCCUUUCUUUAGAGAGCAGGCAGAGGAGAGCCGAGCUGGAGAGCCGCGGGGCCCGGGGCCCGUCGGGUCCCUCUGUCCUCUCCCAAAGGGAGACAUCGGCAGGGUCCCCGUCUGGAGCACAGUGGAGACGUUAGCUAAGUGCUAUUACCCCGAGCUCGCUCACCUGCGAGAGGGCAGUGGCCUUCUAGCAGACUACCCCUUUCCAAAGGGGGCUUGUCCAGCAGCCCUGUCACCCUUCUCCGUGACCCGUCGCAUCGGCCACCCCUACCAGAACCGGACGCCGCCCAAGAGGAAAAAGCCUCGCACCUCCUUCAGCCGGGUGCAGAUCUGCGAGCUGGAGAAGCGGUUCCAUCGGCAGAAGUACCUGGCGUCUGCCGAGCGCGCCACCUUGGCCAAGGCCCUGAAGAUGACCGACGCACAAGUCAAGACCUGGUUUCAGAACAGGCGGACAAAAUGGCGGAGACAGACUGCAGAGGAGAGAGAGGCCGAGAGGCAGCAGGCCAACCGGCUGAUGCUGCAGCUUCAGCAGGAAGCUUUCCAGAAGACGUUGAGCCAGCCCCUGCAGCCGGACCCCCUCUGCCUGCACAACUCCUCCCUCUACGCCCUGCAAAACCUGCAGCCCUGGGCGGAUGACAGUAAGGUGACCUCCGUCACCUCCGCGGCAUCUGUAGUGUGAGCGUGGUGUGUGUGUGUGUAGGAAAGCGGAGGGAGAGGACGAGCACCGCUGUGGGACGUCAUUAAUGAGGGAGUAAUAAAUACACAUAUUGAAUGGACAUCGUGCUUCCUCACUCAUUAAUCGCCACCAGCAACAUGGCGGGCGGGUGCGGGGGCGGGCGAGUGGAGAGAGAGAGAGAGAGAGACAGCCGCACCGACACGUUUGUCCAAAUGAAGCAACUGUUGACAGAAAUGUGUGUUGAGUCAAAUUCCUGCCUUACACCAAGUUUCCGCUUUCCCUUCAGUUGACGGUCUAAAAGAGAGGAGGGCACUUUACCCAUAAGUGCCGGGAAACAAAUGGACACCUCUGUACAUGCCCAACUACCAAGACUGCCCCCUCCCCUCCCCUGCGCUCCCCUCCCUGUUGCCUCUGGAUCCUUUCCCGAGGCGGCAGAGACUCUCUGCCAGUAACAGCAACAACAACAAAAAAAAAAAAAAAACUCCUGCUUUUGACUUUGUACAAUGUAGUAAAUGCAUGUUUCAAACCCUCUUCUGUGUGCACCCGGAAGGACCGCCGAAGUCGGCUGCCGCCGAGGUGGACUGCAGUUUUCAAAGUGGUAUAUUCAAUUGGUGGAACUCUUGAUGACAAAUUCAUCAUUGUGUUCAAUUUAAAGGUGUUUUAUAUUAAAUGACAUUGUGACUUUUUGAAAAGAUGACAAA